Messenger RNA from Anneissia japonica, 638 nucleotides. Its product is annotated as glutamate receptor 3.7-like. Gene Ontology annotation, biological process: G protein-coupled receptor signaling pathway. Gene Ontology annotation, cellular component: membrane. The transcript has 4 exons. Bases 87 to 638 code for a protein of 183 amino acids. Gene Ontology annotation, molecular function: G protein-coupled receptor activity. NCBI's taxonomy places the organism in Eukaryota, Metazoa, Echinodermata, Crinoidea, Comatulida, Comatulidae. The record is from RefSeq and is a predicted model, not a curated record.
GAACGUCACUGUCAAGGUUUUAUACAGUCUUUUUUAAAUAGGUAACUGUGAAGGAAGGAUAAGUUUCCGUUGAUGAUAAGGACAAGAUGGAAAUGUUUUUAAUUUUAGCUUUGAUUCACCUUCCGGUAAUCGUUAACUCUCAGGAUUCUCAGGACAAGUUGAAAGAUAUUACAAUUGGAGUUCUUUUGACCGGUUCAAUAGAAAAGCCGCCUCUUCAACUUCGAGCUCUAGAGAUGGCAUUUUCAAAAGUAAACGACGAUCCGGAUAUAUUACCCGGAUUUCGAUUGGUUCCCUUUCCGAUGUAUACCCAAUCCAGUUUAGAUACGUUUGGAAAUAUAAAAAAUGUUUGUGAAAUCCUAACAAACAAGGUGGGGGCAAUCAUCGGCCCCAUGAGCUCGACCCCAGUGAGAGCGGUUUAUCCAAUCUGCGAUGGCGUGCAUAUGCCGAUGAUUGCGCCGAUGGCCACGGACCCAACAUUUUCCACGACGGUCUCAUCGUACAAAUAUCUUAUGAAGAUGCUUCCCCCAGAUAGUGUACAGAGUCUAGCUCUGGUUGACAUCAUAGAACACUUUGGCUGGGAGAAAUUGGCUAUUCUUACAUCAUCAAACAUCUGGUCCCUGUCUCUUUUACACAUCUAG